AAAAGCGGGGUGCUGACAAUAUUUUGAGAACCGGAAACUUUGUCAACCCUGUAGCUGGUUACAGAAAGAAAACGAAAGGACAAAAUUUGAUACGCAAGGUUUUAACUGUUACCAUUUCUUCUGAAUAAAUGGAGAUACACUGGCACGGUGCGCUUGAUUUAUUGUUCCUGUUAUCAAUAGCCGCGUGUGCGUGUGCCCGCGCAGCUGAAGAGUACGGCCGUUCGCCAACCGCCCGCUAUGAUAGCGCCUGUUCAUCCUGCAACCCCCUCAAUCUGGCCUGUCCCCGGCUAUCCGACAUCCCGGCCUGCCCCACUCCGACACCACCGACCGCCUGCUUGGCACCGCCGGCGUGUAAGGAUCUUACCUGCAAUCCGUGUACACCCUGUCUGAACUGCACAUGUACCGCCUGCGUUAAAUGCCCCGAUUGUAAAUGCGACAUCGCUAUGGACAUACUGGAAACACUUCUCAUCGGAAGUUAUGGCACAUUACUUAAGCGCAAAAAACGCGACGUAGAUGAUGUGUCCCCGGAAAUAAGCAUUGCUAGUCUGAAGGAUCUUCGCCGCAAAGGAAAGCCUACAUUCCAAAGAUUCCAGACGCAACCGGUGAACAGUAGUGAGUUGUGCCACGGGGAUUACAUGAUGACCGACGGUCAAGUGUACUGCGUCACCGCGGGUUCGGCUGCCAAGGUGUCCGUAAACGAAACAACGGGAAUGCUGACAAAUGCGAUGUUCUUAGUAUCUUUCCAAAAUGAUCCAAUUGGACAAAUUGUAUACUCCGCACCUGCGUGAGAUCAAAGCCAGAAAUUUCGUCAUCAACGGAAAUUAUUUAAUGCACGAUUAUUCUUGCACGAUUUCGCUGUUAAUAAACUUACUGUUAGUACUUAGUGCACAGAUACACUUACAGAUAUAUCGUGCGACGGUGCGAGUUUACUUGUAUAUCAUAUGUACGAGUAUAUCAAUUUUACUCCUUUUGAGCCAUUGUGUGCAAGCGUAGUUAAUGUGUUAAAACGUAGUUUUCUAUCUGUAGAAGAAAAAGCGAUUUAUUUUUGUGUAUUGCUGGCAUUUAUUUAUUAUUUGUUUUGUUUAUUGUACGCGAAUCAGUGCGUCUCAAGUUCCCAAUGCAUUCGCAAUA
Paramacrobiotus metropolitanus is the source of this 1131-nucleotide messenger RNA. RefSeq lists its product as uncharacterized. The coding region runs from base 129 to 788 and encodes 219 amino acids. The transcript is spliced from 7 exons. The record is from RefSeq and is a predicted model, not a curated record. Lineage: Eukaryota; Metazoa; Tardigrada; Eutardigrada; Parachela; Macrobiotidae.